Gigantopelta aegis is the source of this 1610-nucleotide messenger RNA. Its product is annotated as beta-1 adrenergic receptor-like. The transcript has a single exon. Gene Ontology annotation, biological process: G protein-coupled receptor signaling pathway. Gene Ontology annotation, molecular function: G protein-coupled receptor activity. The record is from RefSeq and is a predicted model, not a curated record. Gene Ontology annotation, cellular component: membrane. Bases 434 to 1537 code for a protein of 367 amino acids. Lineage: Eukaryota; Metazoa; Mollusca; Gastropoda; Neomphalida; Peltospiridae.
UUGACGUCACAGUUGCAAGAGAAGUCGUUGUGAAACGUGAGUCUUCAGGAACAUAAAGUUGUUCAUUUUACAGAAAUACUUGUAAUUAGGCCCGAUACAUUAUAAAGUUUACAAGCUCAUUUAAUAAAACUAGUGACUAGUUAGCUCUAAAAGUUAAUUGAAUUAAAAGUUAAUUGAAUUAAUCAGAAUGCACAAACACGAAAAAUAUUCCUUUUAAUUUACUGUGACAGCCUACCAAAUUCAACCGGACAUUUACACGUGUUUCGACAAUAACUCUUGCUGCCUUCAUAACCACGUCUUCCAAUAUGUGACUGCUGUACACAGAUGUUAAAUUAUCUUCCUUUUUGAAGAACCUUUUCCCUUGGAUAGUUUACAGUUGAACCUUUCCGGAGAUUAAAGUGUGACCUUACGUAAAUGAUAGGCCUAACUAAAGAUGAAUUAUUCAUUGAAUAGGAGCCAGGACAAUGCGACGGAUUCCGCCGAAUAUCACAUUGACAGUACCGCGAAGGUCGAGAUGCUGCUGCUCAUUUUGGUAAUGAUGUUCAUCGUCAUCGUCAACAUCCUAACGCUGAUUACUGUCGCCAUCCACCGGGUUAUGUGGACCGUGCCCAACAUGUACGUAGUUUCGCUGGCGAUAGCCGAUUUACUAACCGGCUUCUCAAUCAUUUACCAACUGUUGCCUAUCUUUCCGGAUCUGAAGCCAAAGUUUGACAGCAAUAAAUUCCUUUGUCUAUUUAAACAUUCAACGUUGUUUACAUUGGUAUCGACUUCGAUUUUGAAUAUGAUUCUCAUUGCUUUCGACAGAUGGGCGUACGUUACGUAUCCUUUUGUAUAUGAACGACUGUCAACAAUAAAAAGAGCUGUGAUACUCAUUGCAUUGGCAUGGGUCCUGGGAAUACUUAUUGGCACAGUGCCACUGUAUGUCAAUAACUGGAGACAUGGUUGUAGGUUUUUUGAAGUACUGAGUAUGGAAUAUCAAAUAUACGGCCAGGGGAGCUUUUUGGUGGUGUCUUCGAUAAUCAUCGCAGCUUGCUACCUACAUAUAUUUCAUAUUGUGAGAAAACAGAAAGCGGCCAUUCUACGACAGAGAUUACUUAUUGCUAACCUCAAUCAGACUAGUCUUGUUCCAUCACCGCGUAUUUCGCACUCCUCACCGCAUCUUUCGCACUCCAAGGCGUCGGUGACGUCGAUGCGGGAGGCAAAACUGGCGAAACUCCAAAACGACUUUGACUUGGUCAAAAUGUUUGGUCUCGUCUUCGGUGUUUUUUUCUGCUGCUGUUCCCCGGCUUUGAUAUUGGGAAUCGUCACGUACUCAACGGGGAAAUACAAAGAUGCCACGAUCUACACUAUUCCCAUUGUUGUAUUGAAUUCUGGGAUGAACUUUAUUAUUUACAUAUUGAGGAGCAGCCAGUUUCGGCAAGCAGUAAAAGCUACAUGUUUCGGAUGUCGACAUGUAGUAAACGAACCGGUUUGGGCAGUAAUGGUAUCAUCGCCAUAUACGUCCUCUCGUACAAGAGUGACGUGUGACAGUUUUUAAAAUUAUUAUUAUUUAUUUACUAGUAUUGUGGUAUUUUAACAGCAUUUUAGUAUUACAUGGUAUUUUUUGUUUA